Molecule: messenger RNA, 615 nt
Organism: Sclerotinia sclerotiorum 1980 UF-70
Lineage: Eukaryota; Fungi; Ascomycota; Leotiomycetes; Helotiales; Sclerotiniaceae
Exons: 2
Coding region: 1-615 (204 amino acids)
Source: RefSeq, a predicted model, not a curated record
AUGCAAACUGGAAAUACCAUCUUCCUAGCUCUUGGCGCCUCUACGCAAACUACCACUCGUCCAUUCGGCUGGGUCAAAUCCAUAAUUUCGAUAUUCUUUUUCCUCUGCGGUUGUCUCUUCUUCGCACAAACUCGACAUUUCGGUGCUGGAAAAAGUCGCGGAAUAUUGGCUAUUUCUUUCCUAUUCCAAGGAAUUUGCAUCAUAAUAGCUGCUCUGUUGGUACAAACGAAUGUGGUCCCAGAACCAAUCGCCUUCCUUGGUCUUGAAGAUAAAGUCAAUUUCGUCGAAUUGAUACCACUCGCAUUCCUGGCUUUUCAGUCUGGUGGUCAAAUUGUUACAUCAAGAAUUCUUGGUUUCAAUGAAGUACCUACAACGGUUUUGACAAGUGUCUAUUGUGACCUUGCCUCGGAUCCAAAAUUACUUGCUUGGGACAACAUCAAGAGGAAUAGAAGAGCAUGCGCUGUUCUUGCUAUUCUUUCUGGUGGUAUUAUAGGUGGUUGGAUAAGUCAAACUUCUGCUGGUUUACCCGCUGCCCUUUGGCUCGCUGCUGCUAUAAAAUUUGUGAUAUCUUUUAGUUGGGCAGUAUGGAAACCAAAGACAGUCGCUUUGGAAUGA